Strigops habroptila (Kakapo) is the source of this 1821-nucleotide messenger RNA. RefSeq names its product cyclin B1 (gene CCNB1). Bases 78 to 1721 code for a protein of 547 amino acids. Lineage: Eukaryota; Metazoa; Chordata; Aves; Psittaciformes; Psittacidae. Gene Ontology annotation, biological process: regulation of cyclin-dependent protein serine/threonine kinase activity; mitotic cell cycle phase transition. Gene Ontology annotation, molecular function: cyclin-dependent protein serine/threonine kinase regulator activity. The record is from RefSeq and is a predicted model, not a curated record. The transcript has 7 exons. Gene Ontology annotation, cellular component: cyclin-dependent protein kinase holoenzyme complex; cytoplasm; nucleus.
CUCCUGCUUCGCGGGUGUGUGCUCGUGUACCCUGCAGCCCUCCCGCGGCUCCUCUCCUCCAGCACACCAGUUUCGGGAUGGGGGGAGGCGGACAGCGCGGCCCGUGCAGCAUUCACCCAUCCCUCUGCUCCUUAUCGCCCGUUUCGGGGGUGCAGCCGUGCAAUCCCUCUUCCCUCCGUCUCUGCCCCGUACCCGCUGGCAGGGGGCAGCCGUGCGACCCGGUGCCGCUGACCGCCCGGCCGCCUCUCCCCCCGCAGCGCACCCGGCAGUCAGGCAAGGGUAGCGCGAUGCCGGUCCUCAAGCGCUCCGCGACGGUAGCCCGCAAUAUGAGGCUGCGUCCUCGCACCGCUCUGGUGGACAUCGGCAACCGCGUCACCCAGCCGAAGACAUGGGGUGCUGCCAGGAAGCUGGCGACGAGUGGGGGCUUGGAGCGGGAGCCGGGCAGCGGGCCCGUGAGCUCCAGCCCCGAGAGAAGAGAAGAGAAGCAAGGUAGCAGGAGGAAGCGGGGAACCGCUCCCACGGAGGAGGUGCUGCCGCCAGCCCCGGAGCCGAAGCGGGGAACCGCUCCCACGGAGGAGGUGCUGCCGCCAGCCCCGGAGCCGAAGCGGGGAACCGCUCCCACGGAGGAGGUGCUGCCGCCAGCCCCGGAGCCGAAGCGGGGAACCGCUCCCACGGAGGAGGUGCUGCCGCCAGCCCCGGAGCCGAAGCGGGGAACCGCUCCCACGGAGGAGGUGCUGCCGCAAGCCCCGGAGCCGAAGCCGGAACCGCAGCCCCAACAGCUGGAGUCUCAUUCUCCAAUCCCCAUUGAAAUACCUGGAUGUGCACCAUCAGACGAUAUGCAGUGUCAGGCUUUUUCUGGUGUCUUGCUUCAUGCGGAAAAUGUAGUUGCUGAAGAUGGUGACGACCCAAACUUCUGCCGUGACUAUGCGAAGGACAUCUACAAAUAUCUGAGAGAGCUUGAGGAAAACCACACUGUCAGACCCAAAUAUCUGGCUGGGCAAGAAAUCAAUGGGAAAAUGCGUGCCAUACUAAUAGACUGGCUUGUGGAAUUACACAUGAAGUUCAGACUCCUGCACGACACCUUGUACAUGUCAGUUGCCAUCACAGAUUGCUUCCUGCAGGACAAUGCUGUUUCCAAGAAGAUGUUGCCACUGGUUGGCGUCACAGCUAUGUUAAUUGCCAGCAAAUAUGAAGAGAUAUAUCCCGUGUGUGUUGCAGACUUUGUCUAUAUAACUGAUGGCGCUUAUACAAACAGCCAAAUCUGCCAGAUGGAGAUUCAGAUCCUGCAAGCCCUGGAAUUUCAUCUGAGUCGUCCCCUAGCUUCGCACUUCCUAAGGAUGGUAUCAGAGGCUGCACAGGUAGACAAGAAACAGCAUGUUCUGGCCAGAUACCUAAUGGUGUUGUCCAUCGUGGACUAUGAUAUGGUUCAUUUCCCUCCAUCCAAGACUGCAGCAGCUGCUUGCUGUUUGUCUCUGAAACUCCUCAAUGGAUGCGAGUGGACACAAGCUCUACCAUGCCACACAUCUUAUACUGAGUGUGACCUCCUCCCAGUUAUGCAGCACAUAGCAAAGAAUGUAGUUCUUGUGAACAGGGGCAUCACCAAGGAGACGGCAAUUAAGAACAAAUAUGCUAGCCCUAAAAACACCAGGAUAAGCACCAUUGAACAGCUGAACUCACCUAUCAUCCAGAAUCUAGCCCAGUCUCUGAAGAAAAAGCGUUAGCUCCUGUGCAAAAUCAGUGCCAAAAUUGUUCUUCUAAACCUUUGUACAUUAUGUAUUAUUUGUAUGUUUUGGGAUGUCUAAUAAAGCACUUCACCUUCUA